GUGUGUUGGGGGUGGUGAGAAUGUGACUCGAGCGCUCUCUUCGGCCCGCCCCGUUCUUUCCAAAGAAACGUGCUCAUAAUGGGGUGACCUAAUUACAUCGCAAUGGAACUCAAUCUUAGCCACUCCGCAGCACCAGGUUUCAUAACAGACUCGGCGGCCUCGAGUGCUGGGAAGAAACGUGCGAGGGCCGAGGGGGCGGCGGAGCCCGCGUGGAAAUCGGAAAGAAGCGCAGCCCUGCGACUUCCGCCUGGGUCAUCACGCCAGCACUCGGGCCAAGGCGCAGGGGGCGGGUGGGGGACACAUUAACUUUUUAUUUGGGUGGGUGGCAUCCAAACCUAACAGUAUAUAUUUUAUCAUUUUCAAGGGAGUCAUGCUCCACUGCGGGCCCGUCGGUUUCGUGGCUCCCAUGCCCCCCUCUCCACCUCCCGCCAAAACGGCGCAGCGUGACAAGCCAUAUGUUCCACUCCCGUGGGGGCGACAGAGAAGCAACAAUAAGUUAAAAGUGCCGCCUCCGUCCACCUCUUUACCUUCAUUCUUACCAAAAUAACCUUUUUUCAUUGUUCUAGAGUCUUGAGGUGUGUGUGGGGAGGAUGGAGGAGGGAGGGUUGUGGCGCCGCCCAGAAUUCGGAGCGCGCGUGGAAAGUAGUGAGUUGCUCGGUGGGCUUUUUCUGGGAGGAAGGGGCAUUCAGGAAGGAUUAGGGUUUUCUUGACUAAAAAGUUUAAAGAUUGGAUGCGUGAAAAGAAACCCCACGCCUAGGCCUAGUAAAACAAACAAUCGGCCCGGGUUGUGGUCUUUUUUUGCGACUACCCCCACCCGCCCACACCCGGAGAGCGCCGGCUGCAAAGCGAGCGCGAGUGUCGACGCGUGCGGCGCACUAAAUUGUGCCGCGCUCGCCCCCGCCAGGCCAUGUCCUCCUGGGGAAAAAGUUUCCCUAGUCCCCCCAGCACCGCGCCCCACCCUACGCCCCGCUGGAAAAAAAACAGCAAUAUAAAAUCCUAGACUUGAACAUUCUGUGCGUCCCAAAUUUCUAAUGUCCUCGGCCUGCCCGGUUUGCGGAAGGGAGCCGAGUGUCGAAGAGAAGUCGGGAAAAAGUAAGUUGUGCAGACACUGGGGGAAGUUUCAAGGAGACCGCCAACUCAAGAUGGAAACCGCGGCCCGGGCGCUAAGGACGGGCUUCAGCUCCCGCUGGCAAAAAGAGAAAGUCGAGCCCGCCUUCCUGCCCAACAAAAAACAACAACACGACAACAAGAACCCCGGAGGGAGUGGAAUGAGUGACGUCACAGCCGCGCUCUGAGGCUGACAAAGGAGGGGGCGCGCCCCUCCCGCUCUGCGCCCGCGCAGCCCCGGAGAGGGGGCGCCUCAAGCGCUGGGUAGGGAAGUCAGCCGACUCGAAACUUUUCCUCUUUAAGAAAAAAAAAGUUGUGCGCGGCUCGGAGUGGGGUUUUUUUUUUUUUUCCGCCUUCUUUUCUCGUCUCCCCUCCCCCUUCUUCCUUUUGAAAGUUUCUUCUCCUCCCCCUGCCCCCCCUCCCCGCCUGACCGCAUGGCUGAUUCAACUUCAGUGUCAAUCAACUUCUUUUUCCUCCUCUUCCUCAUUUAAAUAAGUUUAAAGCUCCUCCUCCCCCCGGCCCACCAAAUCUGAAACUUUAUAAAUUGGGCUUUGCGCGCCCCAGCCCGGAGUCAGAAAGGCGAGGGGCGCCGGGAACUGGCGUGUGGGACUCCAGACAGGAGAGGCUGCGCCUUCCCCGCACCGGGACCUUCGCGACACACCAGAUCCUCGCCCCUGUCCCGCGCGAGCGCACAGGAUGACCACCACCCUCGUGUCUGCCACCAUCUUCGACUUGAGCGAAGUUUUAUGCAAGGGUAACAAGAUGCUCAACUAUAGUGCUCCUAGUGCAGGGGGUUGCCUGCUGGACAGAAAGGCAGUGGGCACCCCUGCUGGUGGGGGCUUCCCUCGGAGGCACUCAGUCACCCUGCCCAGCUCCAAGUUCCACCAGAACCAGCUCCUCAGCAGCCUCAAGGGUGAGCCAGCCCCUGCUCUGAGCUCGCGAGACAGCCGCUUCCGAGACCGCUCCUUCUCGGAAGGGGGCGAGCGGCUGCUGCCCACCCAGAAGCAGCCCGGGGGCGGCCAGGUCAACUCCAGCCGCUACAAGACGGAGCUGUGCCGCCCCUUUGAGGAAAACGGUGCCUGUAAGUACGGGGACAAGUGCCAGUUCGCACACGGCAUCCACGAGCUCCGCAGCCUGACCCGCCACCCCAAGUACAAGACGGAGCUGUGCCGCACCUUCCACACCAUCGGCUUUUGCCCUUACGGGCCCCGCUGCCACUUCAUCCACAACGCCGAAGAGCGCCGUGCCCUGGCCGGGGCCCGGGACCUCUCCGCUGACCGUCCCCGCCUCCAGCAUAGCUUUAGCUUUGCUGGGUUUCCCAGUGCCGCUGCCACCGCCGCUGCCACCGGGCUGCUGGACAGCCCCACGUCCAUCACCCCACCCCCUAUUAUGAGCGCCGAUGACCUCCUGGGCUCACCUACCCUGCCCGAUGGCACCAAUAACCCUUUUGCCUUCUCUAGCCAGGAGCUGGCAAGCCUCUUUGCCCCUAGCAUGGGGCUGCCCGGGGGUGGCUCCCCGACCACCUUCCUCUUCCGGCCCAUGUCCGAGUCCCCUCACAUGUUUGACUCUCCCCCCAGCCCUCAGGAUUCUCUCUCGGACCAGGAGGGCUACCUGAGCAGCUCCAGCAGCAGCCACAGUGGCUCAGACUCCCCGACCUUGGACAACUCAAGACGCCUGCCCAUCUUCAGCAGACUUUCCAUCUCAGAUGACUAAGCCAGGGUCUGCAGGAAGGAAGGCUGAAAAAGCGGACGAAGAUUUUGACUUAAGUGGGACUUUGUGAUUUAAUUUUUUCUUUUUUUUUUAAGUGGGGAGGAAGGGGAAGCUAGAUGGACUAGGAGAGACUUGAUUUUGGUGCUAAAGUUCCCCAGUUCAUAUGUGACAUCUUUUUAAAAAAAAAACAACAAAAAAAAAAUGAGAGAAAAGCUAAAAAAAAAAAAUGUAAGGGGUGAGCAGUUAAUGGUAUUCAUUCCACAUACAAUAUCUGUGUAAAACGAUUUCCUGUAGAAGUAGCUUUAAUGGUUUUUGCUCUAGAAUACCGUAGGUCUAUCCUUAGAGCACUCACGCCAUGCUUUCUUCCCUGGGUUUUAAACUUCAUAUAACUUUCAGAAAUUGGAGAGCAAAAAUUUUGCUUGUCACUGCACAUCAAUAUAAAAAAGCUUAUUUAACUUAUCAAAACGUAUUUAUUGCCAAACUAUGCUUUUUUUUGUUAAUUUUGUUCAUAUUUAUCGGGAUGACAAAUCCAUAGAAUAUAUUCUUUUAUGUUAAAUUAUGAUCUUCAUAUUAAUCUUAAAAUUUUGUGACGUGUCUUUUUCCUUUUUUUCCACAGUUUUAAUAUAUUAUUCUUCAACGACAUUUUUUGUAACUUUACACUUUUUUGGUUAUUUUAUUUUAAAAAAAUGAAAAAUUAAUUUAAAAAAAUGCAAAAAACUGUUGGAUUAUUUAUUUUAGAAAUUCCCCCCUUUGUGUUGGACUGCAAAUUGAGUUUCUUUCUCUUUAGGCCUUUCACAACUAGGACUGAGAAUGUAUGUAAAAGUUCUGUGACAGUACAGAAGGAAAACAACUUUUUAUGUAUAGCUUCUAAAAGGGAAAAAAAAAAAAAGAGAAACCCUUUGACUUCCACGUGCCCAUCUCAAGACAUUCCACUCACAGAUUUGAGGUUCUGGAUUCCAGAUCUGGAGUUUUCCAAUGUUAAUGUAAACAGAACUGGCACACACACAUUAAGAUGAAUGUAAUUAUUAUUCCUCUUGCUGGUCACUACCGUCGCUUUCUAUUUCUCUUUCUUUGUGUGAAUUUAUUUAAAAGAAAAAAAAACUUUUUGUAACGACUAUUUGCAGUUUAAAAAUCAAUAAACCCCGUUUUUUCAAGAAACA
Messenger RNA from Nomascus leucogenys (northern white-cheeked gibbon), 3977 nucleotides. RefSeq names its product ZFP36 like 1 zinc finger CCCH-type (gene ZFP36L1). The record is from RefSeq and is a predicted model, not a curated record. Gene Ontology annotation, molecular function: metal ion binding; mRNA binding. NCBI's taxonomy places the organism in Eukaryota, Metazoa, Chordata, Mammalia, Primates, Hylobatidae.